Molecule: messenger RNA, 3314 nt
Organism: Ailuropoda melanoleuca (giant panda)
Lineage: Eukaryota; Metazoa; Chordata; Mammalia; Carnivora; Ursidae
Gene: FAAH
Product: fatty acid amide hydrolase
Exons: 14
Coding region: 124-1878 (584 amino acids)
Biological process (GO): fatty acid catabolic process
Molecular function (GO): amidase activity; fatty acid amide hydrolase activity
Source: RefSeq, a predicted model, not a curated record
UCCCGCCCCUUCCGCGCAGGCGGGCGCGGGCUCCCGGGCCGAUCCAGGCCGGGUUUUGCGGCGGCACGCGCGCGUGCUGAUUCCUCAUCUGUCGCUCUUGGCAUCCGUCGGCCGCGGGAGAUCAUGGUGCUGGACGAACUGUGGGCCGCUCUGUCUGGCGCCUCCGGGGCUGCCCUGGCCUGCUGCUUCGUGGCAGCGGCCGUGGCCCUGCGCUGGUCAAGUCGCCGGCCGGCGCGGGGCGCGGCAGCCCGGGCGCGGCAGAGGCAGCGGGCGGCCCUGGAGAGCAUGGAUAAGGCGGCGCAGCGCUUCCGCCUCCAGAACCCUGACCUGGACUCAGAGGCUCUGCUGGCCCUGCCCCUGACUCAACUGGUGCAGAAGUUACACAGUGGGGAGCUGUCCCCUGAGGCGGCGCUUUUCACCUACGUGGGAAAGGCCUGGGAAGUAAACAAAGGGACCAACUGUGUGACUACCUACCUGGCGGACUGUGAGACUCAGCUGUCCCAGGCUCCAAGGCGGGGCCUGCUCUAUGGCGUCCCUGUGAGCCUCAAGGAGUGCUUCAGCUACAAGGGCCAGGACUCCACACUGGGCUUGAGCCUGAACGAGAGCAUGCCUGCGGAGUGUGACAGCGUGGUGGUGCAGGUGCUGAAGAUGCAGGGCGCCGUGCCCUUCGUGCACACCAACGUCCCUCAGUCCAUGUUCAGCUACGACUGCAGUAACCCCCUCUUUGGCCAAACCUUGAAUCCGUGGAAGUCCUCCAAAAGCCCAGGUGGCUCCUCCGGGGGUGAAGGGGCCCUCAUUGGGGCUGGAGGCUCCCCCCUGGGCUUAGGCACUGACAUUGGAGGCAGCAUCCGCUUUCCCUCCGCUUUCUGUGGCAUCUGUGGCCUCAAGCCCACGUCAAACCGCAUCAGCAAGAGUGGCCUGAAGGGCUGUGUCUAUGGACAGGUAGCAGUGCAGCUCUCAAUUGGCCCCAUGGCCCGAGAUGUGGAAAGCCUAGCCCUGUGUCUGCGAGCGCUGCUGUGUGAGGACAUGUUCCGCUUGGACCCCACGGUGCCCCCGCUGCCCUUCAAGGAGGAGGUCUACGCAAGCUCUCGGCCCCUACGUGUGGGGUAUUAUGAGACCGACAAGUAUACCAUGCCCACCCCGGCCAUGAAGCGGGCCGUGCUGGAGACGAAGCAGAGCCUUGAGGCUGCUGGCCACACGCUGGUUCCCUUCCUGCCAAGCAACAUACCCCAUGCUCUGGAGACCCUGUCAACUGGUGGGCUGUUCAGUGAUGGCGGCCACAGCUUCCUACAGAAUUUCAAAGGUGAUUUCGUGGACCCCUGCUUGGGGGACCUGAUCUCCAUUCUGAAGAUGCCGAGGUGGUUGAAAGGACUGCUGGCUUUCCUGCUGAAGCCUGUGCUCCCAAGGGUAGCAUCUUUUCUUAACAGCAUGAAGUCCCGGUCGGCCGGCAAGCUCUGGGAGCUGCAGCACGAGAUUGAGGUGUACCGAAACUCCGUGAUUGCCCAGUGGAGAGCGCUGGACCUGGACGUGCUGCUCACCCCCAUGCUGGGCCCUGCUCUGGACCUGAAUGCCCCAGGCAAGGCCACAGGCCAUGAAGAAGAGCGUGGGGCUGCCGGUGGCCGUGCAGUGCGUGGCUCUGCCCUGGGAGGAAGAGUUGUGUCUGCGGUUCAUGCGGGAGGUGGAGCGACUGAUGAGCCCCGAAAAGAGGCCAUCCUGACUGCUGCCUGCCCACCUGCCUGGCUCUGGAGGACCCCAGACCCCCUUGGUCUGCGCCCAGCCUCGUGCGGGCACCGCUGCCACCCUGGGAGGGAAUGUUCAGCCUGGGGCAGGGGCUUCCAUGUCCCCCUCGAUCCCCUGCAAGAAGCGCAGACCCCCUGAGUCUGGACCUUGCUCCCCGUUCUGGUCCCCUCCCUCUGCCCUGACACCCCCCGCCCCCCGCCAUGUGGCAGGCAGUGAGUAUGACAUGGGCAGAGGCCCACUCACAGUCAAGAAAUGUUUCUAGUCUGUACACUUUCUGGUUGUCAUUGUUAGGGCACUGGGGCUUGGGCCCUACUCUGGCCUUGGGCCUUGGCAGUCUCCUGGUUCCCAACCCCCACAGGAGCCACACGGGCUUCUCAGAGUGGGUCUUGCAGCCCCAGCGCCUCCCCCUCCCCCACUCCCUGCGCUUAGACUAAGGCUUGCUUUUCUAGGCAUGGCCCUUCCCUUCUUUCUUUGCUCCUUCCUCUGCCGAGGAUGCCCUUUCUGCUCCUCUGCCAUGAAAUCCUUUGAGGCCCUGCUCAGAUCCCUCUUCCUUGAGAAGGCCUUCCCUCCUUCCUCUGAGCCCUGGCAUAGGUGGGCGCUUUCUUCCCAGUCUGUCCUGUGUGGUGGGCAUCUGUGGGUGGGUUUGCCUUUCUUAGGACACUGGCUGCCCUCGACUGCAGGGACCCUGAUGCUGUAUCUUUGUCCUUACACAAGACAGCAGGGAGUCUGGAGUGCUGGCUAUGAGGUGCUGCUGUUGCGGGGAGGAGGCCUGUAGGCUUCAGAAAGAGAGCAUGAGACAAGGCGAUCUGGUAGAGAGCACUCACAGGGCCGGCCAAGGAUUGGAUUGUUUUAGGAAGGCUUCCUGAAGGAGGAGGACCUGUGUUGAGUGUAGAAGAUUCCCAGAAGCUGCGAUGGGAGUCAGGACACCCAGGGAGAAGGAGCCAUACACCCAGAGACCAGGCUGAGUUCGGGAGACGGAGGUAUUGAGUGGGCAGAGGAGAGGCAGCAGAGGGGUAGGUGGAGGUCAAAUCAAGGGGGUCAGUUCAGGAACUUGAAUCCUGUCUUGAGGGCAAUGGGGAGCUCUUAAAGGAUCACACAGAUGGAGCAAAGAGAGUAGACUGGGGGGACAGUCUGGAGAGGGACCAGGAGGCUGCUCCAUGAUCCUAGUCUGGGGAAGGGGGCCUGGGGCCUGAGCUACAGCCAUGGCCCGGGGUAGGGAGAGAGGUAGUUUGGGAAUUGACAGUUGGGAUGGAAGUGAGUGGUCUCUGCUCAGAGUCUCACCUCUGCCCCGUCUGCCAACCUCCCUCUUACAGAACUGCGUUGCCUGGCGGGUAGGAGGGUGACUAGUCUGUCAUGGGGGCCUUCUUGGCCCCCUUAAGCAGAGCUUACUCUUCCCUGGCCCCAGCCCUAACCCCCUGUUUACUGUAGAGGAUGCUUCUGAGCCUGAGCCCUCGGGUCGGGCACGCCCUGGCUUCUGCCGGGCUCCCUUCACAUCUUUUCAGGGCAGACUGCCUUCCCAAGACUUCCUUCUCCUCCCUGACCUUCCUACUCCUUCAGAGGAGCUUUUCCUUCCA